AUGGGAAUUCAGUGGCAAAGUCAACGGCGCUUUCUUAGAUUUGGGACCAAGACAGAGGCAGUAUUCCGUGUGCCUUGGGCUGUACAGAUGUUUCCUGCCAUUGUACUGUUUGUUGCUUUAUUUUUCAUACCCGAAUCGCCUCGUUGGCUUGCAUCUCAAGACAGAUGGGAGGAGGCUCUUGACGUGUUGGCCAGCGUCCACGGACAGGGCAAUCAUCAAGCUACAAUUGUACAAGCCCAAUACGCCGAAAUUCGAGAAUCGAUGGCCGUGGCGGAAUCACAAGGCGAAGUGAAGUGGGCCGAGUUGAUCCAUCCAGACAAUAUCCAUCGCAUUUCGAACGGAAUCUUUGUCCAUAUCUGGACACAGCUAAGUGGAAAUAAUGCUUUGCUAUACUACAUUGUCUACAUAUUCCAGAUGGCUGGUCUUACAGGGAAUGUCAAACUCAUUGCGUCCAGUGUUCAGUACAUCAUCAACGUUGUCUUCACCCUCCCGGCUAUUUUUUUUCUUGAUCGCAUUGGCCGGCGUCCUGCACUCAUCGGAGGGGCAUUUUUUAUGAUGAUUUGGCUGUAUUCUACCGCCGGCGUUAUGGCGCAGUAUGGUCAUUACGUCCCCGGUGGUUUUGACGGCUCAACUGCGGCUGCUGUCAUUGCAUUUACAUACCUUCUCGUUGCAACAUACAGUUUCACCUGGGCUCCAAUUUCGUGGUGCUAUCCGUCCGAAAUUUAUCACAUCCGCCUGAGAGGCAAGGCCUAG
Messenger RNA from Trichoderma virens Gv29-8, 753 nucleotides. RefSeq lists its product as uncharacterized. The record is from RefSeq and is a predicted model, not a curated record. Lineage: Eukaryota; Fungi; Ascomycota; Sordariomycetes; Hypocreales; Hypocreaceae. Bases 1 to 753 code for a protein of 250 amino acids. Gene Ontology annotation, biological process: carbohydrate transport; transmembrane transport. Gene Ontology annotation, cellular component: membrane. The transcript has 2 exons. Gene Ontology annotation, molecular function: carbohydrate:proton symporter activity.